CCCACUCAGGAAGUUGAUUAUGCAAACCGGCAUCGUCGACCUCUCGCGACGAAGCAUCUCGCUGGGGGCUGCUCUAUUGGGAGGCUUGUCCCAUGGAGCUAGCGAGUCUAGAUCGUAUCUUGCGAUAGCACAACAUGAUGCAGCUUGAAGCACCUGGGGAAGAUGUAUAAAUAGUGCGCAUGCCGUGCUGUGAGGUCUGGUGAAUCUUUUUGCCGCAUCUUCAUCACAAGCCCCUCCUGCCCGAGCCACAAUGAAGUCCACGGAUUCGGUCGUAGCGCUAGCCCUGGUGCUUGCACCCUUUGCGUUGGCCAAGGAAAAAUGCAAGCCGUACGUGAGUUCGGAUGCGCUGCAGGAGUCCAUCAACCUCGACGACCUGCUCGCAGGGUCUCAGAAACUCCAGGACAUUGCGGACGCCAGUGAUGGCAACCGUGCAUUUGGCAGCGCUGGUCACAACCUGACAAUCGACUAUAUCUACGACACGCUGAACGCUCUGGGGUAUUACGAUGUACACAAGCAGCCGUUUGUAGAGCUCUUCUAUUCCGCAGAGGCCUCGCUGGUUGUCGACGGCGUUGAAUACGAGCCAGGAAGCAUGACUUAUAGUCCUGGCGGCACAUUCAGUGCGCCGUUGGUGCUGGUGUCCAACCUUGGCUGCGAUGUCACUGAUUUUCCUCCCGAGGUCGAAGGGAGCGUCGCAUUGAUUUCCAGAGGAACCUGUUCAUUUGCGGCCAAGGCCACCAACGCAAAGUCCGCUGGCGCCGUAGCAGCCGUCGUCUACAACAACCAGGAGGGCAAAGUAAGCGGGACUCUCGGCGCGGUGAGCGACGAUUAUGCGCCUGUUGUCGGCAUUACACAAGAACAGGGCAUUACUCUUAUUGCAGCUCUCGAGAGUGGAGAGGUCAUCGCAGAAUUCGGGGUUGAUGCUGUCCUACAGAACCGAACGACCUUCAAUGUCAUUGCAGAAACGAAGACUGGAGACAAAAAUAACGUGCUCAUGUUAGGGGCACAUACUGAUUCCGUAGCAGCUGGGCCUGGCAUUAACGAUGACGGGUCCGGUACCAUUGGAAUUUUGUCGGUGGCCACCGCUCUGUCGAAAUUCACCAUCAAGAAUGCCGUGCGAUUUGGCUUUUGGAGUGCUGAAGAGUACGGCAAGCUUGGCUCUUACUACUACAUAAAGCAACUGAACACUUCUGCGACAGCCGAAACUGAGCUCGCUAAGAUCCGAGCAUAUCUCAACUUUGAUAUGAUCGCCAGUCCGAACUUUAUCUACGGUAUCUACGACGGCGAUGGGAAUGCCUUCAACUCCAGCGGCCCUAAUGGGUCGGGAGACAUCGAGAAGACCUUUGAGGACUACUUCAAGACUAAGAACACGCCGUCCAUCGCGUAUGCGUUUACCGGCCGCUCCGACUAUGCCGGAUUCAUAGAGAACGGCAUUCCUUCUGGAGGUAUCUCAUCGGGCUCUGACGGUAUCAAGACUGCGGAGCAGGCAGCGUUGUUCGGCGGUGAGGUGGGCGUAUCCUACGAUCCCAACUACCACCAGGCUGGCGAUACUAUCGACAAUCUCGCGCAGGACGCCUAUUUGACCAUCUCGAAAGGAAUUGCGGACGCUGUGGCCAAGUACGCUCUGAGCUUUGCCACGCUUCCGCCAGUGAACAUCGUGCAGAGGAGAUGGGCCGCUGACCGGGCAAAGGCGGUCAAAAGAACCGUGACUAGCCAUGCGCAUUCUAAUCUUGGCCCAUGCGCACAUAAUCAUGAUGAGUUGUAGAUAAGAUGAGUAUAGUAAUAAUUAUAAGUACUAUUAUUAGUUAAAAUGUGAAAA
Molecule: messenger RNA, 1816 nt
Organism: Truncatella angustata
Lineage: Eukaryota; Fungi; Ascomycota; Sordariomycetes; Amphisphaeriales; Sporocadaceae
Product: aminopeptidase Y
Exons: 2
Coding region: 251-1762 (503 amino acids)
Biological process (GO): proteolysis
Molecular function (GO): metalloexopeptidase activity; aminopeptidase activity
Source: RefSeq, a predicted model, not a curated record